ACAACAGAGAAGCAUCCAAGGGUUGUUAUGAUGGAAACGCACACACCAAACAAUAUUAUUUGAUCAAGUCCAUACCAUCGUGUUCAAAUUGGCGUUCGAACGCUCAACCGUCGACCGGAUUCGUGUCUCUAUGACAACAAAACACAAACACACAUUGUGCGGAUCAACGUCGGAGCAUCUGGCGUAGUUUUCGAGUCGGUUUUCUUCUCGUUUUCCAUCUCAGAUUGGGGAUUGUUGCGGAUUAUGCGAUUCAAGAUAUCCGUGGCGUCCGUCCCGUCGCACGUUGCACCCGUAACUUGCGUAGGAUGGAGCAACACCGAGGAGGUUUAUUCGGUCGGUGAUGACAACCAGGUGUUGUCCUGGUCGGUGUCCACGAACCAGGCGACUAAGGUGGCACAACUGGACAAAGAAGUUUUUGCCACGGAUAUGCAGUUUUUGCCCAGGGUUUCUGGAACUCUGGGCAAACAUGGUGACUUGAUUUUGAUCACUUGUGCUGACGGUAGAUUUCAUAUUAUGAACAGGGCGGGGAGAAUUGAAAGGACUGUUGAAGCCCACAAGGGUGCUAUUACAGUUGGACAAUGGGGUAAUGAUGGUACUGGACUUUUAACAGCUGGAGAGGAUGGAUUCAUCAAGAUCUGGUCGAGGAGCGGGAUGCUGCGAUCGACCGUCGUCUCCGGCGACAGUUCAGUGUACGGGGCGUGCUGGUCCCCCGACAGCCAGACCAUCGCCUACACGCAAGGGAAAUGUGUGGUCGUCAAACAGCUGGCGCCCAACACCAAACCUCUUCGGUGGAAGGCUCACGAGGGGUUGGUGCUGUGUCUGGCUUGGAGCGCGGCAGCUGAUUUACUCGUAUCGGGAGGAGAAGAUUGUAAAUAUAGGGUAUGGGACAGUGCAGGGCGGCAAAUGUUCUCCAGCGGGCCCCACGAUAAUCACAUUGUCUGCAUUUCUUGGGCUCCCGCCGGAGAUCUUUUCGCCGUAGGUUCAUACAACACCCUCAGAUUGUGCGACUACUCUGGAUGGUCCAGGUCACUGGAUAAGCCAAACACAGGUUGCAUUUACAAAAUGGCUUGGUCUGGUGAUGGUACUCAACUAGCUGCAGCCUGUGCCAACGGGCAUGUACUCUUUGCCCACGUAGUAGAAAGGAAUGUGCACUAUAUGAACUUCACAGCAUCAUUGAGUGAAAGGAAGGUCGUGACUGUUAAGAAUGUUGUAGACGACAGUACUGAAUAUUUGGAGUUACCCGAGAGAGUCAUUCAAAUGACCAUGAAAUACAAUCAUUUGGUAGUAACCACCCCUACACAGUGUUACAUUUAUAACACCUCGAAUUGGAACACACCUGCAAUCUUUGAUCUCAAAGAUGGAUCUGUUAUUUUAAUGAUGUUAUGUGAAAAGUUUCUAUUAUUGGUUGAAAAAAACUCCUGUGGUAUUUAUAACUUUCAAGGAAGACUUGUGGCUUCACCGAGAUGGCCAAAUAUGAGACUGGAACUGUUACGAAACUCCCAUGUGUCACUUUCACCAGACACUUUGGUGGUGCGAGACAUUGGAGACAAUAAAGUCGUUCACAUCCUAGACUUGGCCAGUAGAACAUCCAGUGAGUCAAACACAAGCAUCCAACACUCAAUGCCAAUUCUCCAGUUACAAUUAGACCAAUGGGGACCUAUAACAACCAGGAAUUUAGCUCUGCUAGACAAAUCAAGAGACCUCUACAUCAUUCCAGUGCGAACCAACACGAAAGCUUUUUCAAAAUUGGGCAGAAAAAUCGAGUCGUACCAGUGGAACAGCGAAGAGAACAUAAUUGCGGCUAUUCAAGAUGCCCAACUGGUUGUCUGGUAUUGUCCCACAGCUUCGUUUAAUCAGAAACUGCUGAAACUGUGCUCGAUGCAUUACGAGUCUCCGGAGCUGGGAAGGAGCCCCAGAAUUAAUGAUUUCGUUGGUAACACGGUCUCCAUCCGGCGAGCGGAUGGGUCCUUAAUCAACGUGCCCAUUUCGCCAUUUCCUAGUCUGUUACACAAGUACACUCAAGACAAUAGGUGGAAUGAUGCGCUUAAUUUGUGCAGAACUACGAACGAUACAUCUUUAUGGGCUUGUUUGGCUGUUUUGUCUACUCAAACUAAUGCUGAUGUUAUGGAUAUUGCGGAAGAAGCGUAUUCGAAUAUUAACUUUUUCGACAAAGUAUUUUACAUACAGUACAUUAAAACGUUACCAUCAAAAGCUCAACAAAGAGCGAGUAUGGCUCAAUUAGGUGGACAGUUUCAAGAAGCGGAAUCAAUUUAUUUGCAUAAUGGGAUGGUGUUUUUAGCAAUUUACAGCAACAUUCAAUUGCAUAAUUGGACUAAGGCUUUAGAUUUGGCUAUUAAGCACAAAACGCACAUAGAUACAGUAUUGUACUUAAGGAAGAGAUAUCUGGAUACUUUGGGAAAGGCUGAAAAUAAUAACAAAUUUAUAUCCCUAACUGAUUCAGUUCAAAUAGAUGAAGAAAAGGUGCAACAGAAGAUACAAAUGGAAUUACAGAAGAGGAAACUAAGUACCUAAUUUAUAAAUAAAUAAAUGUUAUUUUUC
Aethina tumida (small hive beetle) is the source of this 2559-nucleotide messenger RNA. It is a transcript of the gene Oseg5, whose product is annotated as intraflagellar transport protein 80 homolog. Gene Ontology annotation, cellular component: cilium; intraciliary transport particle B; centrosome. The record is from RefSeq and is a predicted model, not a curated record. The transcript is spliced from 11 exons. Bases 244 to 2532 code for a protein of 762 amino acids. Lineage: Eukaryota; Metazoa; Arthropoda; Insecta; Coleoptera; Nitidulidae. Gene Ontology annotation, biological process: cilium assembly. Gene Ontology annotation, molecular function: protein binding.